AUGCCAUUCAUUCCGCUACUCUUCGUCCUGGCGAGUAUAACUUUGUUUUUUUCGCGACGUCGUUAUAAAGCUAUCGAGAGCGCUGAGCCGCCGGUGGUUGUUAAGGGGCAUACGUACUCUGAUAGUGUGGAUGAGACCGAGCUUCAGCCUCUGGAGAGUAAGAAAGUUGAGCAUGUUCGGAGUGCUUGUAUCAUUGGGGCUGGACAUGUGGGUGCAUUGACGGCGGUUGUACUCGCCUCUCAGAAUCCCCACAUCCAGUUCAGUGUCGUUGACAAUGAUGCGGGUCUCAUUAACGCGUGGAACUCCGAUCGGCCCCCAGUGUUUGAGCCUGGGUUGGAGGAGAUGUUUCAGCCUCGAAAGAGGAAACUGACGAACUUGACAUUUUCCACAAACGUCCACGCAGGCGUGGCCGCAGCAGACCUGAUCUUCCUAUGUUCAGAGAUAUUCUCAACUAUAACAAUUGACGAAAAAGAGCGCUUAGAUCUGUCGCAGUUGGAGUCUGCAAUCCGAGCGAUCGCUCAAGUAUCCACUGGCCACAAGAUUAUCGUGCAGAAGAGCACCGCUCCAUGUGGUGUCGUUCAGCGAAUGAAGAAGAUUUUGCGAAAAACCGCUUCUCCAUCCGCUUCAUUCGAUGUGCUGUCCAACCCCGACUUCUUGGUUCCAGGCACAGCCCUUCAUGACCUCCUUUACCCUCCCCGCGUUAUUAUCGGGCACAUAUUCUCGGAAGACAUGUCCCCAGGAGCUUUGAGCGCACUGAAGAAGCUUUACAUUCCUUGGGUCCCAGAAGAGCGCAUUAUCACCAUGGAUGCAUGGUCUUCGGAACUGGGCAAGAUUGCCGCCAACGCAUUCCUCGCCCAACAAAUUAGCAGUCUUCACUCGCUGAGCGCUAUUUGUGAAUCCACCAACGCCAACAUCAACCACAUCACCCAGACCCUCGGGUUACCGCAACGAGUCGGCUUUGGAUUCGGCAGCUCGCACUUGCAGACUGAGGUGCUGUGCCUAGUAUAUCUGGCCCGAGAGCUAGGACUGCAGCAAGUGGCAGAGUACUGGCGCGCUGUCCUGCGCAUGAACGAUUCGCACAAUCGACGUAUCUCCCAACGAGUCCUGUCGCAGUUAUCCGGCGACCUCACGGAGCAGAAGAUUGCGGUUCUGGGGUUUACCCCAAAGGAGAACAACAACCAGUAUUCUGUGGCGCUGGGUCUGGUCCGGGACUUGUCAAAGAACGGGGUAAAAGUGGGCAUUUAUGACCCGUUUAUACCUGCAGACCAGCUGGAGAACACGCUGCGUGCGAGCAAUGCAUCUCUUGAGACGGUCACAGUGGCCGACUCAGUGGAGACGGCAUGCGCGGGAUGCAGUGCUGUUAUUCUUCACACGGACUGGGAGACGUUCGGACAUGAGAAGGUUCGAUGGCAGGGCAUUGCGGGUCAGAUGCAGAGCCCGAAGGUGUUCUUGGAUCCUUAUGGUGUGUUUGACCAGUUCAAGAUGCAGCAGUGGGGAUUCAAGAUGUUGCAGGCGUGGGCUCUGACCUGCAUUGGCGGGAAUAUUAUAGACAAUAUUUCUAAUAAUGAGCCCGCGUUCAACCAGGUCGUAUACUAUCUCAUUGGUGCGGCACUGCUGCAAGUGGCCCUUUCUCCUCCCGAGCUCUGGGAAUGCAGACCAAGAUUUUAUGAUAGUGAAGCUGCCGCUACUAUGAGUAAGACAGAAGAGAUGACAUGGGUGACCUGGCUCAUGGUGAAUCUGUGCCUGCACGAAAUAUCGAGCUGUAUUCGUGCCAUCGACUUCCAUAGGUAUGCUACUUUGAUGUUAACAGGAGUAUUCUCCUUGCCACUAUGCCCCAAUAACGAAGAGAAAAAGAGUGCAACUCUAGUAUUAAAACAAUCCAUCCUCGAAUACUCACAGUAUACAGCACACAUUCUAGAAACAGAUCCCAGUUUUACAUAG
Aspergillus niger is the source of this 1941-nucleotide messenger RNA. RefSeq lists its product as uncharacterized. Gene Ontology annotation, cellular component: nucleus; cytosol. Bases 1 to 1941 code for a protein of 646 amino acids. The record is from RefSeq and is a predicted model, not a curated record. Gene Ontology annotation, molecular function: UDP-glucose 6-dehydrogenase activity; NAD binding. Lineage: Eukaryota; Fungi; Ascomycota; Eurotiomycetes; Eurotiales; Aspergillaceae. The transcript has 8 exons. Gene Ontology annotation, biological process: glycosaminoglycan biosynthetic process; polysaccharide biosynthetic process.